AUCACCUUCAUUUUUCUUCCCUAGAGAUUCCAUGGAGAGAGAACAAUCUCAUUUUUUCUUCUUGUUCUUGUUCUUGGUUUGUUCAUGGGUCUCCAUGGCCCAACCCACUCUUUCUCUUUCAUCAGAUGGCCAAGCUCUUCUCUCUCUGAAGAGCCCAUCACCAUCACUAUUCUCUUCUUGGGACCCACAAGACCAGACACCAUGUUCAUGGUAUGGCAUUACAUGUUCUGCAGACAACAGAGUCAUCUCUGUCUCUAUCCCCGACACUUUCCUUAACCUGUCUUCAAUCCCUGACCUCUCUUCUCUCUCCUCUCUUCAGUUCCUAAACCUCUCCUCCACCAACCUCUCUGGCCCAAUCCCUCCUUCAUUUGGAAAACUUACCCACCUAAGGCUUCUCGACCUUUCUUCAAACUCUCUCUCUGGUCCAAUCCCAUCAGAGCUUGGUCGCCUCUCUUCUCUCCAGUUCCUUAUCUUGAACGCCAACAAGCUCUCUGGCUCAAUCCCUUCACAGAUUUCAAAUCUAUCUGCCUUGCAAGUGCUUUGUCUUCAGGACAAUCUGUUGAAUGGUUCGAUUUCUUCAAGUUUUGGCUCUUUGGUCUCUCUUCAGCAGUUCAGACUUGGAGGUAACCCUAAUCUCGGAGGUCCUAUCCCUGCUCAGCUAGGGUUUCUGAAAAAUUUGACAACUCUAGGGUUUGCAGCCAGUGGUUUGUCAGGUUCAAUCCCUUCCACAUUUGGGAAUUUGGUAAAUUUACAAACUUUGGCUCUGUAUGACACUGAGAUCUCUGGUACCAUUCCUCCUCAACUGGGUUUAUGCUCAGAGCUCAGAAACUUGUAUUUGCACAUGAACAAGCUCACUGGAUCCAUCCCAAAGGAACUAGGUAAGCUCCAGAAGAUCACUAGCUUGCUUCUAUGGGGGAAUUCUUUAUCUGGGGUCAUCCCACCAGAGAUUUCCAACUGUUCUUCCCUUGUGGUGUUUGAUGUUUCCGCCAACGAUCUGACCGGUGAGAUUCCUGGAGAUUUGGGGAAGCUUGUUUGGUUGGAGCAGCUUCAGUUGUCUGAUAAUAUGUUCACCGGUCAGAUUCCUUGGGAAUUAAGCAACUGUUCCAGCCUCAUUGCUCUUCAGCUGGAUAAGAACAAGUUAUCAGGCUCCAUACCUUCCCAAAUCGGAAACCUAAAGUCUCUGCAGAGCUUUUUCUUGUGGGAGAACUCGAUUUCAGGAACCAUUCCGUCUUCUUUUGGCAACUGCACGGACCUAGUCGCCCUUGACCUCUCUAGGAACAAGCUAACAGGAAGAAUCCCAGAAGAGCUCUUCAGUUUAAAGAGGCUCAGCAAACUUCUCCUUCUUGGAAACUCUUUAUCCGGUGGAUUACCAAAGAGCGUAUCGAAAUGCCAGUCGCUUGUGAGGCUAAGAGUAGGAGAGAACCAACUCUCAGGUCAAAUCCCUAAAGAGAUAGGCGAGUUACAGAACCUUGUGUUUCUUGAUCUCUACAUGAACCAUUUCUCUGGUGGGCUUCCUUACGAGAUCUCUAACAUCACUGUCCUUGAGCUCUUAGAUGUGCACAACAACUACAUAACUGGAGAUAUUCCUGCUCAGUUAGGGAACCUUGUGAAUCUAGAGCAGCUUGAUUUGAGCAGAAACAGCUUCACCGGAAACAUACCGCUGAGUUUUGGUAACUUAAGUUACUUAAACAAGUUGAUCCUCAACAACAAUCUCCUCACUGGUCAAAUCCCUAAAUCCAUCAAGAAUCUGCAAAAGCUUACACUUCUUGAUCUUAGCUUCAACAGCUUAUCCGGUGAAAUCCCACAAGAACUCGGCCAAGUCACUAGCUUGACUAUAAAUCUGGAUUUAAGCUACAACACCUUCACUGGAGACAUCCCGGAAACCUUCUCAGGCCUCACACAGCUACAAUCACUCGAUCUCUCACGCAAUUCACUACACGGCGACAUCAAAGUCCUCGGUUCACUCACAAGCCUAGCGUCACUCAACAUUUCCUGCAACAACUUCUCCGGUCCAAUCCCAGCUACACCAUUCUUCAAAACAAUCUCCACAACAUCAUACCUCCAAAACACAAACCUCUGCCAUUCACUCGACGGCAUCACUUGCUCAUCACGCAAUAGACAAAACAACGGAGUCAAAUCCCCAAAGAUCGUAGCUUUAAUCGCGGUAAUCUUCGCUUCAAUCACAAUCGCCAUCCUCGCAGCCUGGCUUCUCCUCUUACGAAACAACCACCUCUACAAAACCCAAAAAACUCAAAACUCCUCUUCUUCACCAUCAACAGCAGAAGACUUCUCAUACCCAUGGACAUUCAUACCCUUCCAAAAACUCGGUAUCAGCGUCAACAACAUCGUCAAUUGCUUAACCGACGAAAACGUGAUCGGCAAGGGAUGUUCAGGGAUCGUUUACAAAGCCGAAAUACCUAACGGAGAGAUCGUAGCAGUGAAAAAGCUUUGGAAAACUAAAGACAACGAAGAAAGAGGAGAAUCAACAACCGAUUCAUUCGCAGCGGAGAUUCAGAUUCUUGGUAACAUCAGACACAGAAACAUAGUGAAGCUAUUAGGUUACUGUUCGAACAAAUCAGUGAAGCUGCUUCUAUACAAUUACUUCCCUAAUGGGAAUCUUCAACAGUUGUUGCAAGGAAAUCGAAACUUGGAUUGGGAAACACGUUACAAGAUUGCUAUUGGAUCUGCUCAGGGUUUGGCUUAUCUUCAUCAUGAUUGUGUUCCGGCGAUUUUGCAUAGAGAUGUCAAGUGUAAUAAUAUUCUUCUGGAUUCGAAAUAUGAAGCGAUUCUUGCGGAUUUUGGACUCGCGAAGCUGAUGAUGAAUUCGCCGAAUUAUCACAAUGCCAUGUCUCGUGUCGCUGGUUCUUAUGGAUACAUCGCACCAGGCAAGUUUCUCUAAUACGGAUACACGAUGAACAUAACAGAGAAGAGUGACGUGUAUAGCUACGGCGUCGUUUUAUUAGAGAUUCUAAGUGGCCGGAGCGCCGUGGAGCCACAAAUCGGCGACGGACUUCACAUAGUAGAAUGGGUGAAGAAGAAGAUGGGAAGCUUUGAACCAGCUUUAUCAGUACUUGACGUGAAGCUCCAAGGACUACCAGAUCAGAUAGUUCAAGAGAUGCUUCAGACAUUAGGAAUCGCCAUGUUCUGUGUGAAUCCGUCGCCUGUAGAGAGACCAACGAUGAAGGAAGUUGUGACAUUGUUAAUGGAGGUUAAGUGUAGUCCUGAAGAAUGGGGUAAAACAUCUCAGCCUCUUAUAAAGCCUUCUUCUUCAUAACUAAUGGUGAUUGUGUUUUCUUGUUCUUGUUCUUGUUUUUUGAUUUAGGUCAAGUUUGGUUGAGAGGUUUUGAUUUCUUGUACAUAAAGUAUCAUUGUUAGU
Arabidopsis arenosa is the source of this 3376-nucleotide messenger RNA. The record is from the annotation of a GenBank genome assembly. NCBI's taxonomy places the organism in Eukaryota, Viridiplantae, Streptophyta, Magnoliopsida, Brassicales, Brassicaceae.